UAUAAUGGUCCUAUAAAAAAUUAAAUUGCGUAACACGAAUCUGUAAUAGUGUUGUUCAAAGAAAGUAAGUGAGUUGCGAAAGUUGAGUAAUGACUAACUGGCAGAAACUUUCAUUAACUGCACUAGUAGCAAUAUAUGGUUAUCUACCGAGGAAGGAUAGAUUAGCCUGUGCGAUGGUGUGUUCCCAAUGGAAAAGGGCGAUGGAUCAGGUCGAAUUAUGGGAUUAUAUGGUCGUCAAUAUUGAUGAUGAUUUAAUGGAUCCAAGCACGAUGAUUUGUACCCGAUAUUUUUCCAAAUACAUAAAAUCUUUGGAAAUUGGUUGGGCUCACCCAGAACGAAUGGGAUCAUGGUUGCCUUUGAAACAUAGGGCUCUCACGAAACGAACAGUAAGAUGGUUAAGUGUCCUAAUUGAGAGCAACGUUCAACUGAACUACAUCAAAAUAUUUGAUUGGUAUGAUGUAUUUAAAUGCAAAAAAAUCAUAUACCACUUAAAUCGUUUUUUGGUCAGCCAGGACAAUUUGAGCAAUAUUACGUUUAAUAAUUUGAACAUGUAUAGAGAUGACUGUAUAAAACUUUUCAUAUCUAGUCUUUCGAAAGGCUCAAAUGAAACCAUAAACUAUAUAUCCCUUCACAAUACCAGCUGCUAUCAGUUAGCUUACGAUUCUCAGCAAUUUCAAAGUUUAGUGCAAGGGCUGUCCAAUUUAAAAGUGAUAGAGUUGGAUUAUUUCAUCCUUUCCAGAAGCGUUAUCAGAGCUUUAAUAGGACGCCACAAUAAAAAUUUAAGGUAUUUACAUGUUGGAAUUCGGGAUGCCUCUGGUAGUCCAAUAUUAGAAGAAGAUUGGAGAAAAUUAAGCCAUUCAUGUCCUCAACUAACCGUUGGCUUCACCAUAACGAAUGUGGUUCAUUAUGAUGCGGUGUGUAAUUUUUUAAAGCCAAAUAUACCACUUUCGUCAUUUUCAAUGUAUACUGGUAUGGGUGAUCAAUCUAAAAGACACUUUCGUAGAUCUAUACAUUUGUUGGUGAAGCAUUAUCACGAAACUUUGGAGAACAUAAACCUUCAAUUAAGAAACCACAGUGAAAUACUUGACGAUGAUAUUUUAAAUUUGGUAAAGAGUUGUCCAAAAUUAACAGGCGUGAACUUCGGUGGGGUGAUUACGAAUAUGAAUACUGUACGUGAUAUAUGUCAAUUAAAAGAAAACAAAAAUACCAAGUAUGUUCACGUGAAGUUAAAAAAACGUGAUGACGAUGAAAGGACUCAAGUUACGGAUGAAUAUUUUAAAAAGGGAAUCGACUUCAAAAUUGUAAAUCAUGAGAUAGGAAAUGUAGUCUAUAUUUAUCAUUAAACCAAUUAAAUUGAGAA
Molecule: messenger RNA, 1360 nt
Organism: Aethina tumida (small hive beetle)
Lineage: Eukaryota; Metazoa; Arthropoda; Insecta; Coleoptera; Nitidulidae
Product: F-box only protein 39
Exons: 6
Coding region: 90-1343 (417 amino acids)
Biological process (GO): positive regulation of protein ubiquitination; SCF-dependent proteasomal ubiquitin-dependent protein catabolic process
Cellular component (GO): SCF ubiquitin ligase complex
Molecular function (GO): protein binding
Source: RefSeq, a predicted model, not a curated record